AUGUCUACCCAAGCGAACACCUCCGUGCCCCCGGCCACCUCCGCCACGGAGAUAGAACAGAACGGCCAAGACCCCACCCCGGCACAGGCAGCAGGAAUGCAGGCCACGAAGGCCGGCAGGAAGGGGAAAGAACCGGCGGCCGGGAGGUCACGGGACAAAGAUGGCGAUGAGGCGAACGGAGGAGACCCCUCCCAGGGGGGGAGCGAGCACAGGCGAACCCGACGAAGCCCCUCCCAAACCAGAGGCGCCCAGCUCGCCGACAGCCCACCACCCGAAAUAUACCUCCCCCCGGGCACCACCCCGCCACCCGCCCCAAGGCCGCGAACCAUGCAGCACCACGAGGCCCAGCAACCGCUGCCCCGACUCCUGGUGCCCCUGCCCCCCCAACUGACCCAACUCCCACAAGGGAACCCGGCAGCAACCCAAACAACAGGUCAGCAAGCCCAAGACGUAGUAAUGGAACCAGCCGCCGGGCCGGAGGGCAGGACAGCGACAGACCAGCCCGAAAAUCCCCACCUCCGGACGACUAUGGCCAACCCCCUAAUGACAGUCCCCCCACGACCAGGCAAGGGCUACGCCGGAGGCCCAUUCCCGAAAACGGUGAUCGAUAGCGGGGACCUAUUCAAAAGCAUCCGCCCCGAGAUCCUUCAAAACCUGCUGAACGAUCCACAGGACUUCCUCCUCCUCCUCCCAUACGGAGCCGGGAGACGACUACACGCAGAGUUCCCUAAUCUCGGCGACGACAUCCUAGAAUACCUCAAGGAGUUUCGGGCCCCAGACUGCGAAGGCAUGACUGUAGUCAGGGCAGCAACCGACACUGUCAUAAAGGGGAAGAAGCCCAGGAUGUACAAGCGCGACUUCGACGCGCCCUGGGUCUUCAUCUUGUCCGGAUUCUCCGCCGAUCUCAGAGAAUUUCUGCUGGGCGUAGGGGUCUUCGACUUCACAGCGGGAGAAGCCAACCACGCGUUCACGGUCCUGGAGGUCGAAGAGAACGUGAGAUCCUGGCAUGUAGCCUACCUAACAGGGGACGGGGUGGCCGGGAACCAGCAGACGAUGGAAGAGGGCCUCACCGCGAUCAAGAAGAAGCUCAAGGACAACGUAAAGGUCCGGGCAUCAGUGCUGGAGUGCUACGCCGGGAGAACCGAACCGCACCUCGCCUCCACGGACGACAAAGUCCAGGACGCCCUAUCCACCCUCGCCAUAACCUUCACCACAGAAGGAAGCCAGAGGUUCUGGCACCUCACCGCAAAACCGGUCACAGACGACCCCGUAAAACACGACAACUGGCUCAAGGCGCUAAGGGAUGGGAAGAGCUUCGUUCUGGGGAGGAUCCUCGCAGUCGACGUCUCCAGGGGCUUCGAACGCUGCGACUUCUGCAAAAACGAAUCUCACCCCGAGGGAGCAUGCCCCUUCCCCAAAACCCAAGGAUGGAGGGGGCCGAGGCCAAGCGACGUCCGAGCAAGAUGGGCGAAAGCAGACAAAAAGGAAGAGGAAGGCGGACAACACGUCCCAGAGAGAGGCCAAUGGGGAGGCAGAGGACGUGGCAACAGAGACCACAAUGGGGAUAACAACAGAGGCGCAACAGGCAAAAGAAAAUGGGACGAGGACAGCACCCCAAAUCCCCCACCCACAAGCCCCAACCGCAAUAAGGCCCAAGCCCAUGGCCACGGAUUCGGAGUAAUCGCGAAGACAGCACUGCGCAGCGAUAAAGGAAAGGAACAGAAUACGCGUCCCGCAAAGAAGAGGAGGGAACACGUCCCAUGCCAACCCCCCACAGUCCGAGAGGGAGGGAAGACAACCAGGCUCUCUGUAGAGUGGGUAAUAGAAAGGCGAAUAGUAUGGGAAGGAAACAGAAGCCGGGAGAUUGUGAAGGUAGUAUCAGGCUUCGCGGACCAAGUCGAAGGGACGACUAGGGAGGUAAACCCCCACUGGACCGCCGACAGGCCCACCCCACCACCGUGCGCAAGUCUGAACUGCGCCAUCCCCAUCACGAUAGCGGCCUUCCCGAACGUAGCGCUCCCUGAAGCAACCAUCCUGGGGAACGUGAGGAAAGAGGUCGCCGACGAGCUCAGGAAAAACCACAGCGAGUACCUGGCCCUGGUGCCAAUUGGAGCAGGAAACAAAAUAUACGAGAAUGCGAGGGAACUCACGUCAGCGGCCGCAGACCUCAUAAACGCGAUAGCAAACGACGACUCCCAGUACACAGUAGCGGCACCGGUACGCGAGGGAGAACCCCCACAUGGGGCCAGAUUCGCAAAACCCUUCGCAAUGAUCCUGCGGAGGCCGAGCGAGGAGCUCCGACGCAAACUCCUGGGUGCGAAGACACUGGCCUUCCGAACCCAGGGGAAAGGCUACGCGUUCACGGCCACCACGAUAUCGCCAGAAGGAAAGUCAUGGGUAGUAUGCAACUACAGGGGCAGCCCAGUCACGGAGGAGACCAGCAGAAUGGCGGAAGCACUCAAGGCCAUUGGGAACCAAGUAACGGCGACAGCCGGCCUACGAACCCUAGCAAACCGCAUCCUCAAGGACGAGAACAUAGGCCACACGGCAGAGGAGAGGAUCCAGGUAGCGAUUGCUGGCCUAAGCCUCAUCUUCGUCGACAGGCUCGACGAGAACGGCCGCAGCGACCCGGUAUGGCAGCUACACGGCAGACCCCUCACGUCGAACGGGAGGAGCAACAAGGAAUGGCUGAGGGCUAUACGCCGAAUCGACUUCUUCAUGGACGCCACCACGGUACUAGAACAAGACAAGAGGCCAGUCAGUUGCGUGUGGUGCAAAUCGGAAAUACACACGAGCCCGUUCUGCCCCAUACCACAAGUCAAGGACUGGCUAGGCCCACCCGUAUCCCAGGAGGCCCUCACGCCAGAGCCCAGGGACACAAGAACGUCGAGAGAGGGGAAGCGAGGGCCCAAGAAGGGUUCAAAGAGCAAGGGCAAAGGCAAGGGCAACUAG
Molecule: messenger RNA, 2952 nt
Organism: Pleurotus ostreatus (oyster mushroom)
Lineage: Eukaryota; Fungi; Basidiomycota; Agaricomycetes; Agaricales; Pleurotaceae
Exons: 3
Coding region: 1-2952 (983 amino acids)
Source: RefSeq, a predicted model, not a curated record